This is a messenger RNA of Triticum aestivum (bread wheat), 1894 nucleotides long. RefSeq names its product BTB/POZ domain-containing protein FBL11. The coding region runs from base 66 to 1724 and encodes 552 amino acids. The transcript is spliced from 10 exons. Gene Ontology annotation, cellular component: SCF ubiquitin ligase complex; cytoplasm. Gene Ontology annotation, biological process: SCF-dependent proteasomal ubiquitin-dependent protein catabolic process. Lineage: Eukaryota; Viridiplantae; Streptophyta; Magnoliopsida; Poales; Poaceae. The record is from RefSeq and is a predicted model, not a curated record.
GAAAUGUACGCAUUGUGGAUCUCUCCAAAUGUCCAAAUGUACAUUUUGGUGCAGUAAUUUUAUGGAUGAAGUGGACAUUUCCAGAAUUGAGGACGUUCAUAGCUUCCUAUUGUUUACUCUUUCAGUUUGAAGAUUUGCAGUGUUUGUUACUGAGAUGCCCAUGGAUUAAUGAAAUCAAUUUGAGUAUUGAUACAAGCGUUAUACUAUCCAAGUACUCGAUUAUAUCUUCUAGAUCUGAAGUACGGCGUGACGUGAAUCGAAAUCUAUCUAGCUAUUACAUGCAAAGUGGAUUAUAUGGGACCUCAGGAAACCCAGUUUUCUCAAAUAUAUCAAAAUUGAUACUGGAAGGCCGAAAUGAUAUUACUGAUAUGAACUUGCUGGAGAUAUCCAUGCUGAAAAGCUCUCUAUGUUAUAUAAACAUUAAACAUUGCACCCUGUUGACAGACGAUGGUAUAUCUACACUACUGUUGAAUUGUAGAAAAAUGCACUCGAUGGUUCUUUCUUAUACAUCGUUUGGAAAUCAUUCAAUUCAAACCCUAUGCUCAUUGGAUCCUUCAGAUAGCUUUUCUUACCAUAAGGAUGAACAUGCUCAUGUUAUGGCAUUUAGGUUGCAAGAAUUGCAUCUGGAAGGCUGUGAAGAUGGUGCUCUCUGCAACUUUGUUGGCUCUUCACUUGAGUAUCUUGAUAUUUCGGAGACUGUGGUUUCUAUGGUCUCAUUGGCACCAGUUAUACGAAGAAACUCUAAUUUGAGCUGCUUGAAAACAGCUGGAUGCCGUAACCUGCUGUUUGAACAGGGUGAGGUACAAUCCACGAGUGGUAACAAGUAUGGCAGGUUUCUUCAGGAGAUAACCAGUACGUGCUAUUUGGAGGAUGUAGAAAUGGGCUGGGCAUUUUGCCCUGUUCGAGUUGAUGACCUCAUUCCUUCUUUUAGUAAAGUAAGGAGGAUGACAGUUGGCCUUGGCACAACAUUACCAGAGAAUAUCCUGCAUGCUCUUCCUGAGAUCUGCCCGUUUCUCGAGUCUUUGGUUCUUAGGUUUCAGGUAAUCUCUGACAGAGUUGUAAGAAAUCUAUUGGAAUCGUCAACAAAUCUUCAGGUGCUCUGCCUGCACUAUUGCCUUGGCAAUUUGACUUCAUUUAGCUUUCAAACAAUGGCACCAGCGUUAAGAAUAUUACGGCUCCAGUGGGUUACUCCAUGGAUCACAAAUGAUGAUCUGACAAUUCUUACACAGAAUUGCAAUUUAGUUGAACUUUUGCUGUCUGGUUGCAAACUCCUUGACUCCAGCUCUCAAGAGAUAAUCUCUUCUGGGUGGCCAAACUUGGCAUGUUUACAACUUGAGGAAUGUGGUCAGAUAACACUUGAUGGGGUUGAUUCUAUUUUAGAUUGUAAAGCUUUGGAAGAAGUCUUACUUAGGCACACCGGUAGAGGUAUUGGAAGAACCAUUAUAACAGAUGCUAUCAGAGAGCUACCGCUCCUAAGGAAGCUGGCGCUGGAUCUCUGCGACGCGUCCGAGGGAGGCUACGACACCCCGAACGUUCCGGAGGGGAAGAUGAUGAGGAGCGUGAGGAUGAGCAGGUGCAAGAAGUCGGUGGCGGCGGCGAGGUCGUGCUUUGGGGAGGCGUCCUCCUCGAGCUCGAACCGGAAGCCGGUGCAGCACAGGGAGACCAUCGUGCUGGAGUGGAGCAGCCGGCAGCUGACGACCACCGUAGUGGAAGAAAGACUCUAGUCGUGUAACGGAACUUCUUUCUUUCUUUGGAGAGAAAGACUGUAGAACAAUUUAUCUUUACUUGCAUAAUCGUCCAAUUAUUUGGCAGAGAAACCGGGAAAAUGGAACAAAAGUGUUUUGUGACGUUGUUUUGAAGGUUUUUAUAGUAAUAUGAAUGGCACGUUUUUUUA